AUGGGCUGGAUGGCCAAUACCGAUAUUCAGCCACCGACGAGCCUACGUGCAGUGUUGUCGUAUAUAGGCAAGUACGUCUCCAAGCCUGAAAAGUCUUCUACGUCGUAUACUGAACUACAGGCCCAGGUCCUUCCCUAUAUGAACGACCGAGCGCCCCUACUGUCCUUUGUAUCUAAGAUGCUUAACAAGUUGAUCGGAGAACGCGACUGGUCAGCGCAAGAGAUAUCGCACAUCCUCUUACAGCUCCCAGUCCAAAAAUCCUCACGUAUGCUCGUGGGCUUGGACUGUCGCCCGGAUAACGUCCAGCGUGACCUGAUUGUCCUUGAGUCGGGAGAGGUGACGGCCCAGCGUUUGGUACUGCGGAGGUAUCAAGACCGACUUGCGGACACGAAGCAUGGAAAUGCGGCCCUCGUCGAUCUCUCGCUUUUUGACUGUUUACGGCACUGGGAUUGGCUAACGUGGAAGGUUCGACCCCGAGCCAGCCCGCGAGUGAUUAAUUACUACCCCCGGUACUUGAACGAUCCGGAAUCUCCUGACUAUUCGGACUACUGCCGGGUGAGGCUGAUGCUCCAUCACCCAUUUGUAGAUUGGGACGACCUGUUGAUGGUGGAUGGUCGGGUGUAUGGGUCCUAUAUCGAUGUUUUUCGGGCCUGUCUCCGCUCGCAUACUCGCCCGUGUCGCCGCUCGCAUGCUCACCCGGAAGACUUCUAUACGGAUCCGGACCCGGAAUCUGGGGCGUCGGACACGGAGAGCGAUGAGGAUUCCGAGGAACAGGCGGAGGACCACCCUUUGGCGGACUUUGAAGCAUUUGCUCGCCGGAGACCGCAUGAAGAUUUCACUCGUGUCGACUUGCUCGAUAGUCUAGGCUCCCGGGAGAUGGACCGUGACUACGAUUGGUCCUCCCACGUCGGCCGUUACGACAUAUCCCCUGACAUCUGGGACCAGGUCAAGGCCGAAAACCCGAUUGCACAAGUAGUUGCGAUGGAUCCAUCGCCCUUCCCUUUGAAUCGAGAACAGAGGAUGCUGUACGAUGCUGUGGUGAGUCAAUAUUCUCAGGAACUUGCCUUGGAUGCCCCAGUUCCCCGUCAGCUCCUUCUCAACGUGGACGGGGUUGCGGGAUCCGGGAAGACCUUCACCCUCCUCAAAACGUGUGCGCGGAUUCAAGAGCUCGCACUCGAGGCCGGACGGCAGAACCCAGUCUUCCGAGCUGCUCCUACAGGCAUUGCCGCGUUCAACAUCAUCGGCAAGACACUCCACAGUCUCUUGCGGCUCCCGGUUAAGGGGAAGAAGUCAGAUUUGUCAGUCGCUACCUUGCAGUCUUUGCGGUUGCUACCUUGCAGUCUUUGCAGGCCCUGUUUCGGGACUGCCGCUUCCUGA
Metarhizium robertsii ARSEF 23 is the source of this 1377-nucleotide messenger RNA. RefSeq names its product ATP-dependent DNA helicase PIF1. The transcript has a single exon. Gene Ontology annotation, biological process: DNA repair; telomere maintenance. The coding region runs from base 1 to 1377 and encodes 458 amino acids. Lineage: Eukaryota; Fungi; Ascomycota; Sordariomycetes; Hypocreales; Clavicipitaceae. Gene Ontology annotation, molecular function: DNA helicase activity. The record is from RefSeq and is a predicted model, not a curated record.